Messenger RNA from Corylus avellana, 2822 nucleotides. RefSeq names its product transcription factor TCP3. The record is from RefSeq and is a predicted model, not a curated record. Gene Ontology annotation, cellular component: nucleus. Lineage: Eukaryota; Viridiplantae; Streptophyta; Magnoliopsida; Fagales; Betulaceae. Gene Ontology annotation, molecular function: DNA-binding transcription factor activity; sequence-specific DNA binding.
GAGGAGGAGCUAAAAGUUGGGUGAUUGAACAUAGAGAAAAAGAGUUUAGUUUGGUGUUUUAUGUAGAGUAGAGGGUAGUACAAGAAGGAGCAGCAGCAGACGCAGUGAUGAGAUCACAGAGAUCUUUAAUCCUCUUUCUGACCAAACACUGCCACCCUCUCAUAGGCCCAGAAACAAUUCCUCUUCCCUAUACUCUCUAUUAAGUUAUUAACCCUCCACCUCCACCUCCACCUCCCUCCUCCUCCAUCAUCCUCCACCACACAAACCCAAUUCACACUGUUGAGAAAUUGGGUGUUUGUGUUUCUAGUUCUUGGUUUGGUGAAGUGGGGUAUUAAACAAAUACACCAUAUUUCCAAUUUGGUUCGUACGGGGUGGUGGGUACAUAAGGGAGGCACAAUUAUCAAAAGCUGUGUAGGGAGACAGCAGGAGAGAGAGGGAAAGAGAGAUGGGUUAGGCUGGAAAUAUAGGCGGUCUUGACCUUCUGGGUCUGGGUUUGUUUUUGUUUUUUUUGGCAGUUUAGGGGGGUUGGCUUUGGUUUGUGGUGUUGGGUAAUGGAAGUGGGGAAACUGAAUGGCAAGAGCUUUUGGGAGAGGCAGCAGGUUUCAGAGUGGUGGCAGUUGCACAAGCAACAAGAGGGAAGUGGGAAGGAAAGGGAGAGCAAAGCAGCAUCAAAAAACCACUAAGAAAAAGUGUGGUGCUCCAUUAAAAGCUGGAAGGGGAAAAGCACAAGGGCCUGAGUCUGGAUCCUCAAAGGAAUCAUCACCACCAUCAAAACCCACUAGUAGUUCUAAAUUCAAGGUAUGUAGAAGAAGAAGGAGGAGAAGAAGAAGACCAAGAUUCUCCCUCACAAGAAAAAGAAUAUCAUCAUCAUCAUCAGGAGCAAGAGCAAGAGCCAAGCUUCCAUUUCCAGGACCAAUAUCUGCAUCACCAACAUUUGUAUGGAGGAUUAGACGACUCACAAGCACAAGCGCAGCAACACCAACCCGCAAAGAAGCGCUCUUUCUUUCCUCCUCCUGCCCCUUCUUCAGCAGCAGCUUCCAUCGAAUAUGCAAGAAAAAUGGGAGAGAGCCACCAGCAAGCCACAACGUCGUCGAGAUUGGGGAUAAGAAGCGCAGGCGGCGAAAUCGUGGAGGUCCAAGGAGGCCACAUUGUUCGCUCCACCGGACGGAAGGACCGCCACAGCAAGGUCUGCACCGCAAAGGGGCCGAGAGACCGCCGCGUCCGCCUCUCAGCCAACACUGCUAUCCAGUUCUACGACGUCCAGGACCGCCUCGGCUACGACCGCCCCAGCAAGGCCGUCGAUUGGCUCAUAAAAAAGGCCAAGGCCGCCAUCGACGAGCUUGCCGAGCUCCCAGCAUGGGACCCAACAACUUCCACCGCCGCCGCCGCCGCCGCCUUACAACAAGAGCACCACCAUCACCACCAGCCGCAGAUAAUGGACCCAAUUGGUAUCCACGCCGUGGAUACCAUUGCUUCUGGAUGUAGAAGGACAGCAACUACAAUGGUGGGUCGCGAUGGUGGUAAAGUUUCAGAGAGUGAUAUGCACAAUCUUCAACCACCACAGAUGGGCGAAAACCGGAGUAAUAGUUCGAGUUUUCUUCCACCAUCGCUGGACUCCGACUCUAUCGCCGACACAAUAAAGUCCUUUUUCCCAAUGGGUGCAGCGGCGGAGACAACGCACUCUCCUCCGCCGUUAUUUCAGAAUUACCCACCAGAUUUGCUGUCAAGAACUAGUAGCCAGAGCCAAGAUCUGCGGCUUUCUCUUCAGUCGUUUCACGACCCAAUUCUUCUGCACCAGCACCAACCCCAAACUCAUCAUCAUCAAAAUGAGCAAGUGAUGCUUUUCUCUGGAACGACGACCCAGUUGGGUUUUGAUGGGUCGUCCGCUGGGUGGUCCGACCCGCACCACCAACACCACCCGGCGGAGAUUAGCCGGUUCCAGAGAAUGCUCGCUUGGAACGCCGCUGGUGCAGAAACUGGUAGUGGCAGCAGUGGAGGCGGUGGAUUCAUCUUCAGUUCGCCGCCGCCGCCGCCUUCGUUUGCCCAAAACCAGUGUUUUCCACAGAGGGGACCCCUUCAGUCCAGUAACACACCUUCGCUUCGCGCUUGGAUAGACCCGCCAAUUGCCACUGCUCACCACCAUCAAAUUCCAUCCGCCUUCCAUCAUCAGUCUUCUGGCAUCGGAUACGCCUCCGGCGGAUUCUCCGGGUUUCGCAUUCCAGCACGAAUACAGGGUGAAGAGGAGCACGACGGCACCUCCGACAAGCCGUCCUCUGCUUCCUCCGAUUCUCGCCAUUGAUAGAUCGAUAAAAGAACCCGAAAUCACUCUCUUUACGAGGAAAAAAAAAACAUGUUUUUACAGGACUCUGCUACCUUAUUCAAUGGGGGGCAAAGAGAAAGUUAUCUGUUAUGCCAAUUGGAGUUCGUGGAGAGGAGAUUUCUGGGUUCGAUUAGAUCCGAUGGCUUAUAUAUACCGCAUGGGAAGAAGAAAUCUGAGUGCAUUUCAGGUUCAUUCGAUCGGCGGUUUGUUUCACUUCUAUCAGCUUGGUUAUGUUCUAGCUUUGUUUGUGAUGUUUGAGUGGGCUCUUCAAGCUCAACUUUGUUUUAAGCUUUUUGUUGGAUUGCUUAUGUGUUUCUGUUGUGGGAACUUUUGUAUGUCAUGCUAUUUGCUUCUUCACUUCCAUUUCUAGAGUUUCAUCUGGUGAGACAUCCUUAAUGCAGAAUAUGGCAUUGUUUGGAACAUUUGUUAUGAAAGAAAGGGAACCUCCAUAUCACCUAAUGGGGAGUUUUCCCCCCUAUUGUAGAAAUGGUCAUUUUCUCAA